GAACACCGUGCGUGCUCCUUGAAAUUAAAGUAAAAAUCUAAAGUAACGCUCCUCUUUAUCUCCCUCACCCCUCUCACUGCAGAGUCUCCUUCUCCUUCCCCUCUCUUGACACCAUGAUGGACAUGUACAUCACGUUGGCUACUCACGGUCCAUUGGUACCGCGGAGUUGCAUCGCGGAACAGCCGGCCUUGGUCGUUCUGGGACCACCUCGUGCUGCGGAGAUGCAGUCGCUCCCUUGUGCUGUGCCAUAUCACGCUGCUGACAAGGGAGCGCCUGCGAAGGUCGGCUCGCUGGGCAAUGUGGUGCUGACGAAACCCGAGGAGCUCGAACCGUGGCUGCUGGUGGCCCGCCCCGUGGGGGCGAAGGAGGCGGCGAAGCGAGGUGGGUGCAUCGUCUUUGCACCGCCCCACACAAAGAAAGGUAAGUCCUCUACAAAGCCACAUUACUGCUGUCUCACGGACACGGACGAUGAAGUGUACGGCCGGGCAGCAUAUGUCUCCCUCGCGGGUAAAUCCGAAGGAACGACGUGGGCGGAGCCUACGCACAGCUCUGACGGCGACACCAGCUGUGAUGGCCACACCGAGGACAUGGACGAGGCCGAAGGCCCCGACUUCCCUUCGAAGUUGCCCUUACGCUACCACAGCAUCUUUUUACGGUGUGCCUAG
Leptomonas pyrrhocoris is the source of this 665-nucleotide messenger RNA. RefSeq lists its product as hypothetical. Lineage: Eukaryota; Euglenozoa; Kinetoplastea; Trypanosomatida; Trypanosomatidae. The record is from RefSeq and is a predicted model, not a curated record. The coding region runs from base 114 to 665 and encodes 183 amino acids. The transcript has a single exon.